GGUCCAUCCAUUCUUUAUUAUCUAUGCUUCAAGUAGGCACCAUUGAAUUCUCAUCUCAUUCAUCCCGUUACAGAUAAGCGUCGGCGUCCACUCUCGUCUUYUAUCAACCGGUGAUUGCUGUAUACUAAAUGGCUACGAAAAUGAAGCUGGUCGACAACGUCGUGCGCAGCUUCAAGGUGGCCAAAGUGUUCCGUGAGAACACGGACAAGAUCAAUAGCUUUGACUUUUCACCUGCCGGCGAUUACAUUAUAUCAUGCAGCGAAGACGACCAGAUCGUCAUUUACGACAGUCAGAAAGGUGAGCUGUCCAAGACCAUCAACAGCAAGAAGUAUGGCGUCGAUCUCAUACAUUUCGCGCACACUAAGACGACUGCCAUACACAGUUCGACCAAAGUCGAUGACACCAUCAGGUAUUUAUCAUUACAUGAUAAUAAAUACAUUCGCUAUUUCACGGGACAUGCCAAAAAAGUUGUGUCAUUAUGUGUGUCUCCUAUUGAGGACAUGUUUGUUUCUGGAUCAUUGGAUAAAAGUCUCAGAUUAUGGGAUUUGAGGUCGCCCAAUUGUCAAGGUUAUAUCAAUGUUAUGGGAAGACCAGUUGCAGCUUUUGAUCCAGAAGGCUUAGUGUUGGCUGCUGGAAUUAAUUCUGAAACUCUGAAACUGUUUGACGUUAGAUCAUUUGACAAAGGACCUUUCAUAACUGUGAAGCUUCCUCAAGAAAAAGAAUGUGACUGGACCGAUCUAAAAUUUAGUCAGGAUGGCCGAACCAUACUUAUUCCUACUAACGGAUCUUUAAUUAGAUUGAUAAAUGCGUUUAAUGGUACUCCGAUUCAGACUUUUACUGGUCACCUAAAUAAUAAAGGCAUUCCUAUCGAGGCUUCGUUCAGUCCAGAUUCUCAAUACAUAUUCAGCGGGUCAACUGAUGGUCGUAUUCAUGUAUGGAACGCGGUUACUGGUUAUAAAGUAUGUGUUCUCAAUGGCGAUCACCCAGGUCCAGUACAUUGUGUUAAAUUUAAUCCUAAAUACAUGAUGAUGGCCUCUGCAUGUACAAAUAUGGCAUUUUGGUUACCUACAGCUGAUGAUUUAGCCAAUUUGGCAUAAGUCAAAUCUUAAUUCUUUGCGUAUGCAUUAGACUUAUAUUACCUAAGUACAAUGUACUUAUUUAAAGUUAAAACAUUUAAAUUAUUGAUUUUCCUAUAAUUUAAGUUUACUUAUUAACUUCUAUUCAAUUAUUUGAAAAGAAUAAAUGUAAUUACUUUUUAUUUGUAUAAUCAUUUUUGGUUACUCAGUAAACACUCCUUGAUGUAAAAAUCAGUUAUAAUUUUGUUUCAUUACUCCUUUUGAAAGCUUAAAUGCAUUCAACAAAUUUUGAUUUUUAUACUUAAUUUAAGGUUAUUUAUUAAUUAAGUUAUGAAAUGAUUAGAAUGAAUUGAUGUUUAUUAGUCCUAAUCUUAUAUAUUUUAAUAUUAUAUGUGUGUUAUAUUUAAGAUUAAGAUUCUUCUUGUAAAUGUCUAUUUCUUUUUGAAAUUAACUGCUGAGUUACAUUGUUAAAACAUAGGUAUUAUACUUUUGAUUAUUGGAUUAUUGGUGAUAUUUUAAUGAGCAAGAUCAAAUAUAAAAUAUAAAUGUAUAAUAAUUAAUCCCUUUGCCAGAAUUAUCUGUUAGCGGUUUGACAUUCAGCAAUUUACCAAAUYGGCAUAUUUUUAAAAACAUAAUGCUCAUUGUAAAUUAUGAUCAGUCAGUAACCUACCUAAUGGUGCUUAAAUAAAAUUACAUUUAAUUCAGAUAAUACCUACACUUGAUUGAAUCAUUUUUAAAUGUAAUAAAAAAUUCAUAAUUUAACAUGUUUUAAGCUAUUACAAGUUAAUUUGAAUAUUGAUGUGAUUACUUUUAUCCAGUAUUUGACCAAAAACUAUGAUUAACAGAUGAAAUAAAUUUUGAAUAUAUUGUAAUUUAUUUUAAUAAAAAUAAUUGUUGAAUUUGUGAAUACUUAAGAGGAUGUCAGCAAAAUAUUAGUUUACAUUCUCAGACUCAUGCGUGGCAGAUAAUACACAUAAAACUGUUUUUGAGAUUAUUAAUUUUUUAACCAUAGAGUAAAAUUGCAUAUUGCAAAAGUUAUAGAAGAUAAUUUUGGAGUGUUUAACGUAAUACAGGUUUUAUGUUAUUAUUAUUUGACUUUAAAAAUAAAAACAACUUUAUAAAUUUAAAUGGCUAUUAAAUUGUUUUAACACUAUUUAGACAAAUUACCGUGAAAUCUAAAACUUUUGUAAUUAGGGAUUUAGCUCAUAAGAUUAUUCAAUAACAAAAAUGUAUUUUGCAUAUGUUUUGUAUGAUAAAAUGAUAAAAAAAAAUCAGUGCAAUGACAUCCUCUUAAGUUAUUUUGAUGUUGAAACAAAUUAAAUUUGAUUAUGAAAAUAAAUUAGUUUGUGAAUUUUAUCACUCUCCAUAACUAUUUUUUUUUUUUAUUAGUUAUAUAAUAUAUUUUAAAUUAUUAUAUUUAACAACACAUAAAAUAAGUGACAAAUUCUUCAAUGAUUGUAUAUUUUAUGAAAUUCAUGAAUUUUAAAUUAUUAAGUAUAAACUUUUCAUAGAGUUUGUUACUACCAACAUUGCUUAUAUCGUUGAAAAUUGUAAAUAACCUGAGCACUAAUUCUAAAUUGUAUGUUGUAUUAAAUGUGUUUUUGGUUAAAAAGACUCCACACUUUGAUUUGUUAUCGGUCAGGAUCUUAUUGCAUCAUACUAAAUUAAAUUUUUUACACAAUA
Molecule: messenger RNA, 2759 nt
Organism: Diuraphis noxia (Russian wheat aphid)
Lineage: Eukaryota; Metazoa; Arthropoda; Insecta; Hemiptera; Aphididae
Gene: Wdr82
Product: WD repeat domain 82
Cellular component (GO): Set1C/COMPASS complex
Molecular function (GO): chromatin binding; protein binding
Source: RefSeq, a predicted model, not a curated record